AUGCCACAACUGUCAUUUAAAACGAUAGGGGAUGAAUGCCUGUGGGAAUGUCCUCUAUUUUUUGAUGCAUUCUUUGAGAUUUGCCAUCCCGAGCACGUAUUAGCAAACCCAGACAUGCACAACAGCCACAACAAUCACUUUUGCAGACUCAUGCUCAGGGAGUUCUUGGAGAAGAAGAAGAAGACCAGAACCGCGUAUUGGCCUCAUUACCUCAAACAUGUUCAAAUAAGAUUGGAUCCUCACCAAGAAUGGAAAACCCUAAAUUCUCACACAAACUUUCUCGACGGGUCGGCACCUCAUGUCUACCUCCAGUUCAAACUAAAGUGGCUUUAA
This is a messenger RNA of Lactuca saligna, 333 nucleotides long. The record is from the annotation of a GenBank genome assembly. Lineage: Eukaryota; Viridiplantae; Streptophyta; Magnoliopsida; Asterales; Asteraceae.